Glycine soja is the source of this 2959-nucleotide messenger RNA. Its product is annotated as G-box-binding factor 1-like. The transcript has 12 exons. NCBI's taxonomy places the organism in Eukaryota, Viridiplantae, Streptophyta, Magnoliopsida, Fabales, Fabaceae. Gene Ontology annotation, cellular component: nucleus. The record is from RefSeq and is a predicted model, not a curated record. Gene Ontology annotation, biological process: regulation of DNA-templated transcription. Bases 1576 to 2592 code for a protein of 338 amino acids. Gene Ontology annotation, molecular function: sequence-specific DNA binding; DNA-binding transcription factor activity.
AUUUCACUCUGUUCUGAAAAGAAUAAUAGAUUGAUCCAGAAAAACUAAGAGCAUCACGAUGAUGUCAAGGUAGAUAGGUGAUAAUAUAGUAUAUAAUAAAAUACUGGUUUUAAUUUGUGCCAUCUAACAAAGCUGUAGCCAAGAAUUACAAUUGCAUAUAUUGGAUUUGAAUUAACCUCAUUAAGUGACCUAAAACACCAUUGUCACUUGAUACAUAAUAACCUUAUAUUAUAAUUCUGGACACAGUAGUCAAUAGUCUGCUAUAGCAGAGAACCGGAAAGGAGUGGCCCUGAACUGCUGUGAGAUUCAGAUAGUGGAGUGGUACUCAAUAGUAGCCAUUGUGGCCGCAAUAGUGGAUAAAAUAGUGGCUUUACGUGUGCUAUAGAGGUCCUAUCACGAUAUAAAUUUUAAAAACCAUUUUUAACCCUGGAAUACUGUUGCUCAGGGUUUUCUUGGGUAUAUAUUCCACAUGUUACCUCUGUUCUGUCCUUUGUUCCUUCACACUUUGAAACUUUUUUUUUUUCUUCGUGAGUUAUGUUCUUCUUCCUUUAGACUUCCUAGAUUGCAUUCUGCUAAUUUCUAUCUAAUUUGUGUUCUUUUUCUAUUAAUUUCACAAAUAUUUUUUUUUUAUAAUUUUUUUGACUUCAUUACUGUGUUCUUAUUGCUCCUAGAUUGAUGGUGAUUGUGUGUGUAAACUGACUUAUUAUUUAUCAUAAAUUUCUUUAAUUUAGGGUGUUUUGUUUUGUUUUGAUUAUUUGUAUGUGCAGUAUAUAGUGUUUAUAUUUUGUAUUAUAACAUUUAAAAAUUAAAAUAGAGGUCAUUCUGGUAUUUCCAGAGUUGGCUGCUAUGCAUCGCUAUCCAGGAUUGCUAAUAUCAUGAUUCUAGAUUCACAUAACUGAAAUUGCACUUACGAAUAUACACACAUAAAUAUAUAAAUAUAUGCAUAACAGAUAAUGUUGUAUCCUUGUGUCUAUUGCUUUCUGCUGCAUUCAAGGUAAUUAAUCAUAGGCAUCUGGAUGUCAGACAAAAAUUUGAACAUGUUUAUGUUGUCUUGUCUCUUUUGUGCUUUCUUUCAUGUAAACUGGAACAGAAAUUGUCAAAUGUAUUGCAUGCAAGGAUACAAUUUCAUUAUCUCCCGUCCAUUAGUCAAAGUAUGAUUAUGCAUUAAGGCCUCAGUAUUGCAGGGAAUAUAUUAAAGUCUUCUUUUUAUUAAAGUAAAAAAUGUGGAACUUUGUUUCUUGAAUUUUGAAGUUAUGCUUCCUCUAUAGAGUUUGUAGUUAAAAAGUCAUUAUGUAGUAUGUACUCAAGAGCAUAACUCAACGGCUCAGCUCCUCAAGUAUUUUUGAAGAUUGCUUGAGCCUAAGAUUGAAUCCCUGGCCCCUAGGUCGCUAGUUAAUGGUUGAGUCCAUCCAAGUUAUCAUCAUCUAUCAUCAUCUCAAGUUACAAGAGCAUCAAUUUCCAAACAUAGAAAUGGCUGCUUGGGUUUGGUUAGAGGAGAGAACUGAUAUCAGCAAUUGAUCAAAGGUCUUUUUGUUUUUGUGGCUCUGAGAGGGGAGUGAUUCUAAACUAAUAUAUAUGGGGGCUGGGGAAGAGAGCACAGCUAAAUCUUCUAAAUCAUCUUCAUCAGCUCAGCAGGAUACACCAACAGCACCUGCAUAUCCUGAUUGGUCAAGCUCCAUGCAGGCCUAUUAUGCUCCUGGAGCCACUCCUCCUCCCUUUUUUGCCACAACCGUUGCUUCCCCAACUCCCCAUCCCUAUUUAUGGGGAGGCCAGCAUCCUUUGAUGCCGCCAUAUGGGACUCCAGUCCCAUAUCCAGCUAUAUAUCCUCCUGGGAGUAUCUAUGCUCAUCCUAGCAUGGCAGUGACUCCAAGUGCUGUCCAGCAAAAUACAGAGAUUGAAGGGAAGGGAGCUGAAGGAAAAUAUCGGGACUCAUCCAAAAAAUUGAAAGGACCUUCUGCAAAUACAGCUUCCAAAGCAGGAGAAAGUGGAAAGGCAGGCUCAGGUUCAGGCAAUGAUGGCAUAUCGCAAAGUGGUGAAAGUGGUUCAGAGGGUUCAUCAAAUGCUAGCGAUGAGAAUACUAACCAACAGGAAUCAGCUGCAAAUAAGAAGGGAAGCUUUGACCUGAUGCUUGUUGAUGGAGCCAAUGCACAGAACAAUUCUGCUGGUGCUAUUUCUCAAUCUUCUGUGCCUGGAAAGCCUGUUGUCCCAAUGCCAGCAACUAAUCUUAACAUUGGAAUGGACUUGUGGAAUGCAUCUUCUGGUGGCGCUGAAGCUGCAAAAAUGAGACAUAAUCAAUCUGGUGCCCCGGGAGUUGCCCUUGGUGAUCAAUGGGUACAAGAUGAACGUGAGCUGAAAAGACAGAAGAGGAAACAGUCAAACCGAGAGUCAGCCAGGAGGUCAAGAUUACGCAAGCAGGCUGAGUGUGAAGAGUUACAAAAGAGGGUGGAAUCGCUGGGAGGUGAGAAUCAAACUCUCAGAGAAGAGCUUCAGAGACUUUCUGAAGAAUGCGAGAAGCUUACAUCCGAAAAUAAUUCUAUCAAGGAAGAGUUGGAGCGGUUGUGUGGUCCAGAAGCAGUUGCUAACCUGGAUUAAACAGCAACACAUUUCAGUUCCUCAGUGUAGUGUUUGAUGGUAACGGCAAAAUUUGAUAGAUUCUUAAUUAAGACGAAUCUGCAGCUGGAAUUUUCUUAUCAAUGGCCCGGCCUUCUUAAUUGAGAAUAGGAUAUAAUGUUUUUUUUUUUCUUUGUCAUACUAAUUUAUAUCAUUAACCCUCAAUUGUAAUUGCCCUUGUGAUUUUACAUGUCAUUUGUUUGUAAUAUUAACCAGUACCGUAGAAUAGAAAAUGUAGGCUACUUGAGCACUUUUUGUUUAGAACUUAGUAUUGCAAGUGAUGUUAAGAAUCCUGCUUCAACUUUUCAAAUCUUCACUAGUUGACUAUGGAGUCAUUUUUGUUCUACUA